CCCCUGCCUGGCCAAGGUGAAAAUCAAGACCGAGGUGCUCGACGAGAUCGAGAAUUUCUCGGCCAACGACGAGCUCGACAUCGACGACGCUUACGAGAUCGAGGCGAGGAGGAAGAGGCACAAGAGGGGGCAGAAGGGGAGGGGUUGCCCCCCGAUCAAGAAGGAGGUGAAUCUGGACGAAUAUGUGGAUUUCGAGGAGUACAUAGAGGCGUUGACUACCGGCAAACGAUUGAUCUGCAGCGUGUGCAGGAUCGAGUUCCCUGAUGAGGCGGAGUUCAAGACGCACAUGGUGGGGCACAGCCAUGGAAAAUUGUUCCAGUGCGGUAUCUGCAGGAAACAAUUUUCACGGUCGUCCGCUCUGAAGGAUCACCUUCGCCUUCACGAGACGUUCAAAGCGUUCAUAUGCAGGCACUGCAGCCUUCGAUUUCAGCACAGGGACCAGCUGAGGAUGCACCAGGCCGAGGUGCACUCGAGCCGAAGGCCGUUCGAGUGCGGCGUCUGCAAGAAGAAGCUGCUCCACCGGCAGUCGUUGCGCGAUCACAAGCUGAUGCACACCAACGUGAAGCCGUUCGAGUGCUCGAUCUGCAAGAAGAGGUUCCUCAGGCCGAGCAGCCUGAGGGCGCACAUGAUCGUUCACACGGCCGACUCGCCGUUCGAGUGCGACCUCUGCCCAGCCAAGUUCAAGAGAUCGUCCGUGUUGAAGACGCACAAGUUGACGCACACAGGGGUGAGACGGUUCGAGUGCGACAUAUGCAAGCACAGGUUCCAUCUGAAGGGAGCUUUGAAACAUCACAUUCUGUCCCAUUACGGGGUGAGGCCGUACAAAUGCGAGGACUGCGGUAAAUGUUACAGGAGGUCGUGGGGCCUGAAGGUGCACAGAUAUCGUCACACAGGUGUGAAACGAUUCGAGUGUGACCUGUGCAAGUCACGAUUCAGCGUGAAAACGAAGCUUGCCAAGCACAUUUACGGCCACAUCGGGGAAAAACCGUACAAGUGCGAUUUCUGUGGCCGCCAAUAUGGCGAACGUUACCAAUUGAAGGCACACAAAUGCGGGAACCCGUCUAAGACGAAGAUUGACCGAUCGUUCACCGACUCGAUCACCCAGAUCGUCUUCUUCCAUCCAAAAUCGACCAACAUCUCGUUCGACUCGAGUACAAAGAGUUUUAUCCAAUUGUGAGGGAUAACGCGUCGACACGUUCGAAAGAAGAAACAAGUG
Messenger RNA from Apis florea (little honeybee), 1216 nucleotides. RefSeq lists its product as uncharacterized. Gene Ontology annotation, biological process: embryo development; regulation of transcription by RNA polymerase II. NCBI's taxonomy places the organism in Eukaryota, Metazoa, Arthropoda, Insecta, Hymenoptera, Apidae. The record is from RefSeq and is a predicted model, not a curated record. Gene Ontology annotation, molecular function: DNA-binding transcription factor activity, RNA polymerase II-specific; RNA polymerase II cis-regulatory region sequence-specific DNA binding. Gene Ontology annotation, cellular component: nucleus.